Molecule: messenger RNA, 342 nt
Organism: Adineta ricciae
Lineage: Eukaryota; Metazoa; Rotifera; Eurotatoria; Adinetida; Adinetidae
Source: the annotation of a GenBank genome assembly
AUGUCGUCAUUCUUGAAAGACUUGCCUUGUCGAAAUCCAGAGAGUUUUUCAAGGUUCCAUGCUCCACCGGGUGCCGUCCGUCAGAUGGCUGUUCGGCCGACAUACACCGCCAAACUCGAUACAAACGUUAAAGAAAUUAUCAAUGAUUCUGUUCCAUUGCUUAUUCACCGUUUGUCACAAUUACCGAAAGACGAAUCUCGAAAACGGUCGAUGCCCGAUGAUGAGAGCGAGGUGCCCUCGUUUUCAAUCGAACAGUCCAAGCGAAGUAAACAAACGAUAUCGAACAAUUCCAAUCAAGCGCAAACAUCGAAUCCAAUCGAUUGUGACGAGGAUUUUUCAUAA